CGGCAGCCGCCGGUGGGCCGCCGAUGAAGAGGAGGCGGUGGCAGUGGUGGAAGAAGAGGCGGCGGCGGCGGGGGUAGGGAUCCUGGAAACGCGAGCGGGGAUGGUAGGUGGUUUGGACCCGCCGGGCCGCCGUCGUUUCCAGAAAGGGUUUGACUGGAGGAACCUCUGGAGCAGCUGUUGGCUGGCUCCUCUGGCUGAUGGCAUGUUGAAGUACAUGGGCCAGCGGCAGCGAGGGCAUCCAUUCCAGAGGGGGCCGCUUUAGAGGCCAGGCCACCAGCACCAUGGGCCAGUGUGUCACCAAGUGCAAGAAUCCCUCAUCAACCUUGGGCAGCAAGAAUGGAGACCGGGACUCCAGCAGCAAAUCACACAGCAGGCGAGGUGCAGGCCACCGUGACGAACAGGUGCCACCUUGUGGCAAGCCAGGUGGGGAUAUCCUCGUCAAUGGGACCAAGAAGGCGGAGGCUGCCACUGAGAUCUGCCAGUUGCCAACGUCCUCGGGAGAUGCUGGGAGGGAGUCCAAGUCCAAUGCUGAGGAGUCUUCCUUGCAGAGGUUGGAAGAACUGUUCAGGCGCUACAAGGACGAGCGGGAGGAUGCAAUUUUGGAAGAAGGCAUGGAACGCUUUUGCAAUGACCUAUGUGUCGACCCCACGGAAUUUCGAGUGCUGCUCUUGGCUUGGAAGUUCCAGGCUGCUACCAUGUGCAAAUUCACCAGGAAGGAGUUUUUCGAUGGCUGCAAGGCAAUAAGUGCAGACAGCAUUGACGGGAUCUGUGCGCGGUUCCCUAGCCUCUUAACAGAAGCCAAACAGGAGGAUAAAUUCAAGGAUCUCUACCGGUUUACAUUUCAGUUUGGCCUGGACUCUGAAGAAGGGCAGCGGUCACUGCAUCGGGAAAUAGCCAUUGCCCUGUGGAAACUCGUCUUCACUCAAAACAACCCUCCAGUAUUGGACCAGUGGCUAAACUUCCUAACAGAGAACCCCUCGGGGAUCAAGGGCAUCUCCCGGGACACUUGGAACAUGUUCCUUAACUUCACUCAGGUGAUUGGCCCCGACCUCAGCAACUACAGUGAAGAUGAGGCCUGGCCAAGUCUCUUUGAUACCUUUGUGGAGUGGGAAAUGGAGCGAAGGAAAAGAGAAGGGGAAGGGAGAGGUGCACUCAGCUCAGGGCCCGAGGGCUUGUGUCCCGAGGAGCAGACUUAGUGGCUCUGUCCCAGGAGCAGCAGCAAAGAGCUGCCUGCUGCCCUGCAGCCAACCAAGGAAUUGGACCUUUCUGGAAAUUACUGAAGAUCCGGAUUUUUCUACUUUACACCUUUCUCUGCCUUGUAUCUGAAAGGGCUCUAAAAUGCUGUAUCAUGUUUUAGGCACUUUCUUCAUUUUUUUGGUUAUUUUGGUUAUUUCUUUUUUUGGGGGGGUAAUCCUCCAAAAUAUUUGAACCUGGCUACAUGUUGUGUAUCUUUUUUUGAAGCCUUCAGAUAGAAUAAGCCUGCCAUUUCUUGCACAAAUUGGAUGAUUUUUUUUUUUUUUUUUUUUUUUUUUGGUGGGGGCCAGUAUAGAGCCGGGUGGGGGGAAUGGGAGUGUUCGGUUGAAUUAACAUUACAAAAUGAUACAGUGCCAGAUCUCAAUUUUGCAUACUGUUUUUCAGGGCAGGUCUGUACUGUGUGUAGUGCUGUUUACAUGGUUGAAUUUAGGUUGUAAUAAUUAUUUUUAAAGAUUUACACAGAUUUGAGUAGCAGUGUUAACUGUUAACCACAUUGCAUUAAUUUCCAGACAAGUUUAGAGCUCUUGGGGAGCUGAGGCCAGUCAAGAGCGUUUGUGUAGUCUGGUGAUAACUUCCCUUUUAAGCUAAUUUAUCCAAAACCCUUAUUUCCCUCACUUCUUGCUCAUUCCUUCUUUGACCUACUGCAUUUCAUGUUGAGUUUAUCCAUGAACAUGCUGCACCUGUCAGUCAAGUGAGCAGUGUUUUUUCUUUUUUUUUUUGGACACAUUGUACUGAGAACCACUUAAGCAUUGAAUACAGAGAAAGCAGUGCUACCUCAGUUUUGCUGGAAGUAGACUUAUUUGAUAGUUUUCUUUCGUUGAUGAAGUUUCUGUAUUUUCAUGUUGUUAAGUGGAAAUACUUUUUUUUUGUUUUGUUUUUUCAUUUGCUUUGGAGCCAAAGUUUCUGUUCCUGGUGGUCGGAAUAUGGUGCCUGCCGGCCAGCUGACUUGAAGGAAAACUGUGGUAUGGAGCUCUGCUUGAAUUAUUUUUUCUCCUUAAUUUUCCUUUCUUUGUGUAUCAUCAGCUUACUUGUCUGGCAAGUGCAGAAGCCUGGGGCUGGCCUGAACUCUGCCAAACAGAUAUCAAAGUGUAUUUAAGAGGUAAACGUGUGCCCUUUCCCUUCUUGCUGCACCCGUGUUGUCACUUACCCCCCAGGAGUUAUUUAUUCUUUUUGUUAAUGUCAGGCUCAUUUGGGGUAAUGUGAUGACUGUUUAGGUUUACAUGACCCUCCUCUCCUUCCCUUCCCCCAAAUAUGUAUAUAUACAUAUAUAAAAUAUGUAUAUAUUUUACCUAUAUAAAAUAUAUAUAUAUACACAUAUAUGUAUCUAUAUUCCUUCAUUUCUUUGCCUGCUAAAACUGGCCAUAAAAGAGGGAGCUGCCUUCAAUGUAUAAAGUCUAAGAGUGCCAGGGGACGUCAUAACGGAGGCUUUCCUAUCUGCGUUUGGACCGUGUUCACUGAUGGCAUGAAUCCGCACGGCCCUUUCCUCACAAGGGCCUGGUUCCCCAGGCUCCUCCACACACCUGCUCCAGAAGGCCAGCUUUGGCCAGACUGCCACAGGGGCCUGAGGAGCUGACUCUGGUCCUACCUGAUUUUUAGUAGAGGGUCCUCUUGUUAUUUUUCAAUUUUUAAAAAAUGUCCUCAAAAAACUGUACUGACGGGUGGGUGGCAGGAACUUGUACAGUUCAGCUUCUAGUACUUUGGAACAGAUUUAAAAGGGAAUCUUUUAAAUAAAAACUUAUUAAAAUACGUAUGCUGUUAAGGUAAUGAGAGUUUGUCUAUUAAGCAUUUAGUUUUCUCUGGUAAGCAGUCCUGUCCCCCAGGUACACUUAGGGUUUUCAGCCUGGGCAAGAAUUGCAUGUUUUGAGUUCCUUUGCUAGUAGCCCUACCUGACCUCCCAUCUUUACAAAGAUAAUUAUUUCAGGUUUUGGCAGCCAGUGUUUUCUAAAAUUGAUACUGACAUAGGGAACAUAUUAAUAAUUGGAAUUUUAGAAAAAUCCUGACAGUUGCCCCUCCUAGAGGGGUAGAUCAGUCACAGCAGGGUAGCAGGACUGCUGGAAAGCUGAAGUUGGAGCCUCAGGUCAGGACUCUAUCCUUGUUCUAGCUCAAUAAGAUUCAAGAUGAGGUAGACAUACCCAGACUAUCAUCUUUAAUUGUAGCUAGUUUGCAACUCCUGAUUUUUCCUAAUUCUGGAUUUUGUAGAGGUUAAGCGAAGGAAAACACAGGCUGCUGUUAGCCAGACAAGGCCUUUUCCAUACCAGAUCAGAAGCACAGAUGGGAAGGAAGAGCCCAAAAGAGCAACGCAGGCGACUCUGAAAUGAGAGUCUCCGCCCAUCCUUCAAGAAGGCAUUCCAUGCGUUAGGUGCAUUAGUGGGUGGUUCCUGUUUUUUUUUAAAUGAACUAUUCAGCAUCUCUUUCCCCUACAAAAGAACUAUUUAUUUUUUGGUUAUAUUUUUGAUGAUUUUUUUUUUUUUUUACAAAAAUGCAAAUAAGAAACCAGAAAAGGGAGCAAUCAGGGAGGGACUUAAGGUUCCUUCCUGGUUGAAUUCCUUCCUCAGCAAUGAAUUCAGUAGGUUUGGGUCAGUAUGCAACUGUUUUCAGGAUCACAGGCAAAGCAGAUUUUUCUACAGAGGGAUCCAAGGUGGGGUGAAUGUAGGGUUUAUAGAUAAUCUUCUGAGAACUGAAAAGCCCCUGUUCUUCUCAACCUAGAAACAGCUUUGCUGUGGAAUGAACAAGCAGACAUUUUGUGGAGGCAGCCAAAUGCAUGCCCCUCGGGUAGGCCAGUGCACCUCUCACUUUAGCAAUGUUAUGUGACUCCAGAGUGAUGCGACCAGGGGCAGAUAUGGAUGCCAUUUUGAAAAUGGGCAGCAUCCCAGGGUAACGACAAUAAACUCAAUAUACUCACAUAUAUUGGGAAAUUACUUGGUUUUGGCAAAUGGCUUUGAGCUCCUUUAACGAUUUAUUAGCUGGUAUGAGAUGAAGUCUUGCUUCAUUGAAUUGCUCUCUCCUUAAUCCUUGCCAAAUUUGAGUGUAUCAUUCUUAACCCCACCUCCUCUAAUAGCACUUCGUUGUUUCAGCUGCUUGCCUUAGCAGUUCUUCCUCAUCCUGCAGGAUGUGCUCAUAUGUUGUGUUAGGUCCAGGAACUUAUGUCUACUCUUCUGAUAAGGGAAGAAGAAAAAUCCAGAGGUGAGUGAAGAUCCAAAUUUCAACCAAACCUCAUGGCCCAGGGAAAUUAAUUGAAAAUGUACAAGACAGUGUUUUCAGUAUUAAACUUCCCCAUGGAAGGUGUAUAAACCAGCCUUCUUGGAAAGGAAGAAAGGAUUAAGCCACACAGUAUUAGUCUCUGAAACAGUACUGAUCUCCCAGGAGCUGCUGCCAACAUUCAGUCCUUGGUGCUGGAGGUUACAGCGGGGAAGUUACUGGGGUUAAGACUUGUCUAAAAGUUUACAAAACAGGUUAUAUUUUGGACUGUUGGGUUUGCCAUAUUUCAAAUGAAGUCUUCAGUGUAGUAAAGCCCAAAGGUAGAGUCAAUUAUACUGUUAUUAAGGUAAGGACUGAAAAAGAGCUGCUCCUAGGGAUUCUUUGUUUUUUGGUUUGCCUUUUUUUUCUUUUUCUUUUUUUUUUUUUUUUUGGUGGCUUGCUGUUUUUCUUGUGUCUGUUAUGUUUGGUUAAUGAUGACUUGAAUAUCUUGAUAACUGACAAAGGUCUUCCUUGGUGGACUUGAAUAUCUUGGUAACUGACAAAGGUCUUCCUUGGAGGACUCCAGCAGUAUAUUGUUUAAAUGGCUAUAAAAGGACUAUUAAAGUUAUUGAAAUGUGUUACCCAGGACUCAUUUGAGGACAUGUGACAUUGCUUGUCCUCACUCCAUAUGUUUUCUGAGUCUUUUUGAGGGGGUUCCCACCUGCCCCCUUCAAGUUUAUUCCCAUUGUAAGCUGUAACUAUGGCAUCUAUCCAGUUUCACUUGGAUUGGGGCUGCAUGUCAGUGAUGACCAGCAGGGUUUUUUUUUUUUUUCCCUUUCUCAAAGAAAAUAAAUUGAUGCUUGAGCCCUGGUUGCAGAAGCCAAGAUGGCUUGCAUUAAACAUCAGGUUCUGCUUCUGAUUCAGAUGCUGGGGCAUCUUGUCCUCCCCAUUCCUUGCUAGAAACCCAGCUUGCUCUCAGAUACUCGCUUGUCCACCGCCCACCUUUUUUCCUCACUGCUGUCCACACAAAUCUUUGAUGUUGCCAAAGGAAGCCAGCUGUUUGUUGUGUCCCUCUGCUUCCAACACAUAUAGUUGCUCUGGAAGUGUCUUCUGACUCUGGCCCCCAGCUCUCAAGUCUGUGAUUAAUUGCUCUUACCUGUUGCACUAAUGACUAUGGUUCUAAGUUUCAAAGGGGGAAUUUGAAGCAAUAGGCAAAUGGGGCAUGGAUGGUUUGGUCCUACAGAUAUCCUGCCUUAAGCUGUUGAGGUGAUGAGUCCACUGCUCAUGUGACCCUCCCCCACUGUUGUGGAUCCCUCUUGGUUUGUGACCAGCGUGUAUUUCUUGAGGCUGUACAAACUUGACAAAAGUUAUACUUUUGAUUGUGUUCUCUGCACUGUUGCACUCUUCAAAUGGCCCCUUGAAUAUUUUUAUUAACUUGUUACACAUAUUUUUGUCUUUGAUGUCUACAUUAUUUUUUUCUUUGAUGUUUUAUUUGGAAGGUUAUCUGCUGUUGGAUUUAAUAAAUUUGUUUACUUGAUUAUUGACAUUUCUGCCAGAAAAAAAAAGUGACUUUAUUCUGGGGGCAAGAUUGAUCCACGAGGACCCUCUACAAACUCACUAGAUAACAAGGCAGUGCUUUGAAAUAGCCCAGAUGGUACAGGACCCCUGGACUCCCAACAUGGCUGUGUUGGCGUCCCACAUCUGCUUUUAGGAUCUCAGUACUUAUAUGCAACAGAGCAAGUCAGUUCUUAUUGGGCCACUGACUAAAUAGUUUGGACAACUGAUGUGAAUUCCCCUGGGCGUCAAAAAAUGAGUUUGAGUACUCUGAAGUCCACGGCUUCUAGAUCUGUCAGUUUGGCAGUGAUCAUGACAAAGGGCACCUGAUCAUUCAGAUGCCACUGCUGAAUGACCCUUGGCAAGUUAGUGAACUUUUAAAUUGCCUUUUACUCAUCUGUCAAAUUAAGAGACUUCUACUCAUAGAUUUCAAAGAAAGUAUUUAUAAAACACCGAAGAGCAACAGACUUUCUUGAGUCUCCAAAAGGAUGUUAGCUGAAGCAAACAGACAAGAAGA
Molecule: messenger RNA, 6502 nt
Organism: Lepus europaeus (European hare)
Lineage: Eukaryota; Metazoa; Chordata; Mammalia; Lagomorpha; Leporidae
Gene: DCUN1D3
Product: defective in cullin neddylation 1 domain containing 3
Exons: 3
Coding region: 282-1196 (304 amino acids)
Biological process (GO): positive regulation of ubiquitin-protein transferase activity; protein neddylation
Cellular component (GO): ubiquitin ligase complex
Molecular function (GO): cullin family protein binding; ubiquitin conjugating enzyme binding; ubiquitin-like protein binding
Source: RefSeq, a predicted model, not a curated record